AUGGAUGAGCACGACCGGCCGGUCCCUGACAAGACAACCCUCGAGAGGCUCGGACGAGAGCGUCCUGCCACCUUUCCAAACAAAUGGAUCGAGCUGUGCUUCUGCUUCUCGCUGCUCGCCUCGGAGCUGCUAGCUGAAUUCUUCAUUAGCGGAUUCAACAACCUCCUCCCUCAUAUAACAACUGCUCUCGAUAUACCCCCUGCCUCGCAGACUUGGCCAGCUAGCGUUUUCUCCCUCGUCACCGGCUCUUUCUUACUCCCCGCCGCCCGUCUGGCUGACAUCUACGGUGCCCGUCUAAUUUUCAAUAUCGGUCUUGUCUGGCUUAUAAUAUGGUCGUUUAUUGCGGGAUGGAGCAAGAACUACAUAAUGCUCAUUGUGUGCCGAGCACUGCAGGGACUAGGCCCGUCCAUGUUCCUGCCUGCCGGUGUCAUGCUCAUUGGGAGUAUAUACCGGCCGGGGCCACGCAAGAACUUGGUGUUUAGUCUGUAUGGAGCAUUUUCGCCAAUUGGGUUCUACUCUGGGAUAUGCGUCAGUGGGUUGACGGGCUUCUAUCUGACGUGGAGAUGGUAUUUCUGGAUUGGCACCAUCAUGACCCUCGUCGUGUUGAUUGUAUCGUCGCUCUCGAUGCCGAAGAUUCGACUUCCUUCUCAAGUAUCGACCCUUAGAAUGGACUGGUGGGGAUGUCUUACUAUUGUCCCUGGGCUGGUGUUGAUUAUCUUUACCUUUACUGAUGGAUCUCAUGCUCCGGACGGGUGGAAGACCCCGUAUGUUAUCGUCACCUUCAUUGUUGGCGUCGCCCUUAUCUGUGCAGCAGUCUAUAUUGAAGGCUGGGUUGCAUCUCAGCCAUUACUCCCACCUGAUAUCUUCAAGGUCAAAUACCUGACCCCUCUCUUCUUCGCUCUCUCCUUCUCAUACGGCGUGUUCGGCGUAUACCUCUUCUAUGCCAGCUUCUACAUUCAAAACAUCCUCGGCCACAACUCUUUAAUCUCCGCCGCCUGGUUUGCCCCCAUGGCCGCCGGCGGUCUUAUCCUCGCCACAGUCGGCGGGUUCACCCUGCACCUGUUACCAGGAAAGCUACUCAUGCUAAUAUCUGGUGCCGGUUAUCUCGUCUCGAUGCUUUUGUUCGCCAUUAUCCCUGAAGAUCCAAACUACUGGGCCUACGUUUUCCCAGCAAUGAUCGCCGCAACUGUCGGUACAGACAUUGGCUACAGCGUCAGCAACAUCUUCAUCACGACCUCCUUACCGCAGAACAGACAAGGUGCAGCAGGUGCAAUCAUCCAUACUAUCGUGUUUGUAGGGAUUAGUUUCUUCCUCGGCCUGGCCGAUCUAGUUGCCGCUCAGACAAAGAACCUCGGAGAGGCAGGGAGCUAUAAAGCGGCGUUUUGGUUUGGAGUUGCUUGUUCAGGGGUUGCUAUUGUUUUAUUGUCUUUUAUCCGGCUUGGAAAGGCAGCGAGCGAGCUUACUGUUGAGGAGCGAAAGCAGCUCGAAGAGUUGACAGAUGGGCCAGGGGUCCGUCAAUGA
Molecule: messenger RNA, 1521 nt
Organism: Aspergillus versicolor CBS 583.65
Lineage: Eukaryota; Fungi; Ascomycota; Eurotiomycetes; Eurotiales; Aspergillaceae
Exons: 3
Coding region: 1-1521 (506 amino acids)
Biological process (GO): transmembrane transport
Cellular component (GO): membrane
Molecular function (GO): transmembrane transporter activity
Source: RefSeq, a predicted model, not a curated record